Xylona heveae TC161 is the source of this 1812-nucleotide messenger RNA. Its product is annotated as P-loop containing nucleoside triphosphate hydrolase protein. The record is from RefSeq and is a predicted model, not a curated record. The transcript has 2 exons. Gene Ontology annotation, biological process: mitochondrial respiratory chain complex III assembly; protein insertion into mitochondrial inner membrane from matrix. The coding region runs from base 1 to 1812 and encodes 603 amino acids. Gene Ontology annotation, molecular function: ATP hydrolysis activity; ATP binding. Gene Ontology annotation, cellular component: mitochondrial inner membrane. Lineage: Eukaryota; Fungi; Ascomycota; Xylonomycetes; Xylonales; Xylonaceae.
AUGUCCUGUUGGAUGCCUAAAAACAUCGUCAUUGACGCCGCAGCCAAUGAUACCGAUUCCUACGUGCCCAGAAUUCCCCUUAACAUUCUUGAAGCCUUCAUCCCGGGCUACUCUGCAAUCUCAGAAUUCCUCUUUCACGCCCUUGGUUUUGACAUUACCAUUCUCGUAUCUAUUGGCUUUCUGAUCUUUGCUUUGAUCACAUCUGCUCAGUACAUCUGGCAACGUCUCUACGAGCGUUUCUGCCAGUGGUUUACUUCAACCAUUAGCGUCGAGUCUGAAGAUGACAUUUACGACGACGUCAUGAGAUGGGUGGCAGAGCAGAAUAUGACGAUGCGGUGUCGCUCACUCAAGGUGACGAGUGGCUCCUUCACUGCAUGGGACACUGAUGAUGAUUCGGACUCGGACUCGGACGAUGAAUCUGAUGACGGAAACUCAAAGGACACCACUGCGUCCAAGAUCAAACCGAGCGAAAAUUACCGGCCUACCCACAUUGAAGGAUAUGGUGAUGUCAAGCUCCUCAAUUUCCGAGCGGCAUACGCAAAGACACCCCCUCGCUUCGAGCCUUAUUCUGGCAAACACAUGUUCUUUCAUAAGGGCAGCUUGUUUAUCUUUUCUCGCAGAAAACAGACCCGCGAAUCCUACUACCGUCCCACCGAGUACGAAAUUGCUUCCUUGACCCGCGUCGGUCGGUCGACUGAGCCGCUCAAGGAGUUGCUUGAAGAGAUUCGAGAACACAAUUCGACGCGGGAAAAGGCGCUGACCGUGAUCCGCCGACCGGCAUCAAAGGAAAGCCGAAAGAACAAUGGCGCCACAUGGACACGUGUGGCUGCCCGUCCGUCUCGAGCCCUGAACACGGUGGUGCUUGAUUCGGUGCAAAAGGCUCGCGUGCUGCUUGAUAUCAACGAGUAUCUUCAUCCAGCCACUGCACGCUGGUACGCUAACCGCGGCAUUCCGUACCGGCGAGGCUAUCUCUUCCACGGCCCGUCGGGCUGUGGCAAGACUAGUCUGAGCUUUGCUAUUGCCGGCAUCUUUGGUCUUGACAUUUACGUCAUUUCACUGCUUGAACCGACGUUGACAGAAGAAGAACUCUGCGCGCUACUCAAUCACCUCCCCAAACGCUGCGUCGUGCUUCUCGAAGACAUUGACAGUGCGGGUCUGAAGCGCAAGGAGAAGAGCGACGCGGACAUGGAGGACGCCGGGUCCAAGUCUCCAUCCGAAUGGGGUCUCGUGGAAGUCGCUCGAGCGCUGAAGCAGGAGCAAGACGAGAAGAAGGACAAGGACAAGGGCAUUUCGCUCUCUGGUCUGUUGAACGCAAUUGACGGCGUGGCAUCGCACGAAGGCCGAGUGCUCGUCAUGACUACGAAUUAUCCUGACAAUCUGGACGAUGCCCUCAUUCGUCCCGGCCGCGUGGAUAUGCAAGUCCAAUUCGAUCUCGCGACAAAAGAUCAAAUUCGCGAACUGUUUAUCCGCAUGUACUCCAACGAAGACACAAAAGCCGGUCAUCAUUCUCACAAGCGUCAAAACUCAAACGGCAGCCUCCAUGGCACCGUCAAGACCAAGCAUGCUCGCAAAGCCUCCCGCGCAGCAGCUCGAGAGAAGAAGGACGGAACUCUGCCGUACGAAGAGUUGCGAUCUAUUGCGCGGGACUUUGCUGAUCAUCUUCCCGACGGUCGCAUCUCUCCCGCAGAGAUUCAAGGGUUUUUGCUCAUGCGAAAGAAGGAACCGAAGCGUGCGUUGGAACAGGUGGACGCCUGGCGUGAUGCCUUGUUGCAUGCCAAGGAAGCCAAAGCAAAGAUUCUUACCGUCCAGUAG